Oldenlandia corymbosa var. corymbosa is the source of this 3602-nucleotide messenger RNA. Lineage: Eukaryota; Viridiplantae; Streptophyta; Magnoliopsida; Gentianales; Rubiaceae. The record is from the annotation of a GenBank genome assembly.
GAAGUUUAUACCUUUCCUGCUUUCAUAUAAAGAUCUACAGAGUUCAUCAGGCAGCUUCUUCCACAAAUCAUUCUUUUCUUUCACCAUCAUCCUCCUGAAGAUAUCAUAUAGUUUUCCUGUUCAUCUGAGACUACGAGAGUCAUGGAGUGAGCUAGCAUUGUACAAAAAGAGACAGGAGUAUAUAUAUUAUGUUGUAGCUUUCUUAUGCCCAUGGACUUUAGUGAUAAGAAUUUCUUUGCUUCUGAGUUGAGUUUCAGUAAAGGACUUACUUGCAGGUUGCUUCCUGCAGAAUCAAACCUAGCCGAAAAGUAGCAUGAAACUGGUAGUAGAAGUUGUGGAUGCUCAUGAUCUUAUGCCAAAAGAUGGUGAAGGAUCAGCCAGCCCUUUUGUAGAAGUUGAUUUCGGCAAUCAGCUUAGUAGAACCACAACCAUUCCCAAAAAUCUCAACCCUAUUUGGGACCAAAAACUUGUUUUCAACCUCGAAGAUACCACAAACUUCUAUCACCAAACCAUCCAAAUAUCAGUUUACCAUCAAAGGACACAAAGCACAGGGAGAAACUUCCUUGGAUAUCUGAAAAUUCCUUGUUCAAAUAUUGUAAAGAAAGGGGAUGAAGCUUAUCAGAGAUUUCCAUUGGAGAAGAAGGGCUUGUUUUCAUUUUUCAAAGGUGAGAUUGGCCUGAAAAUCUAUAUCAUCCCAGAAUCUGAUCACGACCUUGAUUGUCCAGCAUCUCCAACUCAAACUCCAUCACCAAAAUCACCUCCACCAUCUUCUUCUUCUUCUAACCUUCCUAUUUCUGAAACUAGAGGCCUUUCAAGUACCGAAACAGCUGUUCUUCCCAAUACUUCUUUACCUACACCUGAUACAUCAGAGACUGAUAACGCCGCUGUCAGCUUGACUGAUGCUAGUACUGAUAUCUUCUCCAUCAACUCUAAUACUACCAUUCCCACAAAAGAGGCUGACAGAGUGAUUUCAGACUCAGAAGAAGUUAUAACUACUAUCCAACAACUUCACCAACACCAAGUUUUCCAUAAGCCAGCCUUAUCAGUGGAAAACAAAGUAGAACAGAUUGAGCUCAAAAUGCAGCAUCCAGGUAAUCCACAAAUGCAUACAAACCAUGAAGAAGACUAUGAGGUCAGGGAUGCCAGCCCUCAGCUAGGCGACCGGUGGCCAGGUGGGGGUGCUUAUGGAGGAAGGGGAUGGAUAUCCAACGAGAGAUUUUCAAGCACGCAUGAUCUUGUUGAGCAGAUGUUUUAUCUCUAUGUUAAAGUUGUCAAAGCCAGAGAUCUUCCACCAAACUCCAUUACUGCCACCUGUGAUCCGUACGUGGAAGUGAAGCUCGGUAAUUACAAGGGAAGGACAAAGCACCUGGAAAAGAAAGUGAAUCCUGAAUGGAACCAGGUAUUUGCUUUCUCUAAAGAACGUAUUCAGUCAUCAAUGCUUGAAGUUUUUGUAAGAGAUAAAGAGAUGUUGGGACGAGAUGAUUACGUGGGCAGGGUAGUCUUUGAUCUGAAUGAGGUUGUAACAAGGGUUCCCCCUGAUAGUCCCUUAGCACCUCAAUGGUACAGACUGGAAGACAGGCGCGGCGAAGGAAAGUUAAGGGGUGAAAUCAUGCUUGCAGUCUGGAUGGGUACACAGGCUGAUGAAGCAUUUUCUGAGGCAUGGCACUCAGAUGCUGCUUUUGUUUAUGGCGAAGGAGUUUUCAACAUCAGGUCCAAGGUAUAUGUCUCUCCAAAACUUUGGUAUUUAAGAGUCAAUGUCAUUGAAGCUCAGGACAUAAUUCCCAACGACAGAACCCGUCUCCCAGAUGUUUCUGUCAAAGUCCAGUUGGGAAGUCAAACACUCAGGACUACAAUAUGCCCAACUAAAACAGCAAAUCCUAUGUGGAAUGAGGAUUUGGUAUUUGUAGCCGCGGAACCUUUUGAGGAGCAUUUAGUCCUUACUGUUGAGGACCAUGUGCAUCCCUCGAAAGACGAUGUACUGGGAAGAAUAAGUCUUCCCCUGACCCUGUUUGAGAAGAGGCUUGAUCACAGGCCGGUUCAUUCUCGAUGGUUCAAUCUUGAGAAAUAUGGAUUCGGGGCCCUGGAAGCUGACAGAAGAAAAGAGCUUAAGUUCUCUAGUAGAAUACACCUAAGGGUGUGUCUUGAAGGAGGAUAUCAUGUGCUGGAUGAAUCAACAAUGUACAUAAGUGAUCAAAGGCCUACAGCAAAACAACUUUGGAAGCAACCAGUGGGUAUUUUGGAAUUAGGUAUCCUAGGUGCUCAAGGACUUCACCCGAUGAAGACAAAAGAUGGCCGAGGAUGCACAGAUGCAUACUGUGUGGCCAAAUAUGGACAGAAAUGGGUCCGUACCAGAACCAUUCUCGACACAUUAAGUCCCAAAUGGAAUGAGCAAUACACCUGGGAGGUUUACGAUCCAUGCACUGUCAUAACCAUGGGAGUUUUCGACAACUGCCACUUGACAAGUGAGAGAGCUGGCGCCGGCACAGCCAGAGACUCGCGGAUUGGAAAGGUACGCAUUCGACUGUCAACCCUGGAAUCUCAUCGUGUUUACACAAAUUCCUACCCCCUUCUGGUUCUACAUCCAUCAGGAGUAAAGAAAAUGGGAGAACUCCAACUGGCCAUUAGAUUCACCAGCCUUUCUCUAGCUAAUAUGAUAUACCUUUACCAACACCCCUUGUUACCCAAAAUGCAUUAUCUGCAUCCUUUUACAGUAAACCAACUAGACAAUCUGAGAUAUCAGGCCAUGAGCAUUGUUGCAGCGAGGUUAGGCCGAGCUGAACCACCACUCAGAAAAGAAGUGGUGGAAUACAUGCUUGAUGUGGAUUCACACAUGUGGAGUAUGAGAAGAAGCAAAGCCAAUUUUUUCAGAGUCAUGUCAUUGCUAUCAGGUAUCAUGUCCAUGAACCGUUGGCUUGGCGAUGUCUGCAACUGGAAGAAUCCUGUCACCUCAGUACUAGUCCAUAUCUUGUUCCUGAUAUUGGUCUGGUAUCCAGAGCUGAUACUUCCAACAGCGUUUCUCUACAUGUUUUUUAUCGGACUUUGGAACUAUAGGUUCCGACCAAGGCAUCCGCCUCACAUGGAUACUAGGCUUUCAUGGGCUGAUGCGGUUCACCCUGAUGAACUUGAUGAGGAGUUUGACACAUUUCCUACCUCGCGAUCACAUGAAGUCGUUCGCAUGAGGUAUGACCGUCUAAGAAGCGUGGCAGGUAGAAUUCAGACAGUGGUGGGAGACAUAGCAGCUCAAGGGGAGAGAUUUCAGUCUCUUCUAGUGUGGAGAGACCCCAGAGCAACUAGCCUGUUUAUUACCUUCUGUCUUUGUGCUGCAUUGGUGCUUUAUGUAACUCCAUUCAGAGUGAUCAUCUUAGCUGCCGGAUUAUACAUGCUUCGGCAUCCAAGAUUUCGCAGCAAGUUGCCAUCUAUUCCAAGCAAUUUCUUCAAGAGAUUGCCAGCUCGAACAGAUAGCCUGCUCUGAGUUCCCCUGAUACUUUAAACUAAAAACGUUUCAGAGAACUGACUUUGAGUCAUCUAUAGUUCAAAUUUUUUUUUUUUUUUCUGUACUGUAUGUUUAUAGUAUUUUGAUCUAAAUAAAUAAAUUGUUGACC